ACACGCUUUUUGUCGAGCAAAAGCUCCACACAACACAGCAAGUGUACAGUACUGCCGCCCCAGAAAGCCACUUUCCCCAGCGACUUUCGCUUGCUGACGUGUCACCACAUGCAAGCUCCUGACAUGGCGGCGUACCCUCUGACUGAGCGGGCUUGAGCAGAAACACACGUGGCACAGGCAUUGGGAAUCUCUUAGCUUGCUGCGUCAGAAGCUGAUGUCCUUCGUCGGUCUUGUGAAGUCGAAGCUGACACGAAGUGGCAGGCAGAGUAGAGGUCCCCAGGCACCCUGCGUUGAGUCAACAAGCUUGAUCUUCAACUGGGGGAACCCGACCCGCCUAGGCAGGCAGGCAGGCAGGCAGGCAGCCUUUCGGAGACUCACUUGCGCCGCUCCCUCAGUCGUCAGAACCCGACUUUCGGCCCAGCUGGCCGCUCAGCAAUUCGCUCCGCAAUUCGCGCCGUGAUGGACGCUGUGGUGUGCCGGCGCGUGGGGUCUCUCAAGCCGUCCGCCCCGCCCUCGGAGAAGGACGCCUUACUCGCAUUUGAGCGCAACUUCGUGGUCCCUUCCCUCCCCCGCGCCCCCUCCUCCAAACGCGCCUCUUCCCUCCUCAUCCGCGUGGCAGCAGCCAGUCUAAACUUCGCCGACGCCCUGCAAAUAAUGGGGCAGUACCAGGAACGCCCCCCGGUGCCGUUUGUCCCGGGGGCGGAGGUGGCGGGGGUGGUGGAGGAAGUGGGGGAGGGCGAGGGGUUUAAGAGAGGGGAUAGGGUUUGUGCCGUGGUGGGAGGAGGAGGGUUUGCAGAUCUCGUGGUAACGAAUGAAGGCUCUUGUUUCAAGCUACCCCCAUCAGUGCCCUUCCCUGCAGCAGCGGCGCUGCCAGUGGCGUUUGGCACGGCGCACGUGGCUCUGGCGCACAGAGCGUGCGUGGGGAGGGGGCACGUGGUGCUGGUGCUGGGGGCGGGAGGCGGCGUGGGAGUAGCAGCCGUGCAGAUCUGCAAGCUGCUGGGAGCCACGGUCAUUGCUGUCGCCAGAGGCGCUGAGAAAGCCCGCCUCCUCUCCUCGCUCGGUGCGGACCUGAUAAUCGACACGGCGCAGCACACCCAGAAAGACGCCAUCCGCGAGCAGACCAGGCAGUUUCUGAAGGACCGAGGGCUCCCAGGGGGGGUGGAUGUGCUGUUUGAUGCGGUGGGCGGGGAGCAGUUCAAGCAGGGCCUGCGGGUCAUGCGGUGGGGCGGCCAUGUGCUCAUUAUCGGGUUUGCCAGCGGUGCCAUUCCCAGUAUUCCGGCUAACAUCGCCCUCGUCAAGAACCUCACCAUUCACGGCAUCUACUGGGGCAGCUACAUGCAGCAUGACCCCUCCGUCCUGCGUUCUUCCAUGCGCCAGCUGCUCUCGUGGCUGGCUGAGGGCGCUAUCUCCGUGCACGUCUCGCACACCUUUGGCUUUGACCAGGUGCACCAAGCAAUCUUAACUCUCCUGAAACGCAAGGCAGUUGGCAAGGUGGUGCUGCUGCCUCCCUCUACUGCUGGUGGUGCUGGUGGUGGUGCCAUCACUGGUAGCACGGGUCACAAAAGCCGAUUGUGAGCCUCACUGGCUGUACCUUACUGAAUGUUCGGCAGAUGAACAAAGCCGCGUGCAUAGGGGUCUUGUUGCUGCUGCUGGUGAUGCCAUCACUGGUAGCACAGGUCACACCAGCCGACUGUGAGCCUCAUUGGCUAUACCUCACUGGCUAUAGCUCUUCACUGAAUGUUCGGCAGAUGGUCGAGGCCGCAUACGUAGGGGCCUUGCUGUGGGGGUAUUGCCGCUGUUGCCCUUCCAUUUGUGCCGGUUGCUUGGGUGGUUGGUGAGCAGUGGAGGGAGACUCUGCCUAUAACUCUGUGAUUUAGGCAAAUCUGCCCCUGUAUGCUGUACAGUGCUUUAAUGCAGACUCUAGUUACUGGGGCAUGGUGACGACCGGGCUCUGGAUGUCUAGGCGGUUAAGUGAUGUGCAAUUGGAGCUUGCACAAAUCUUGCAUUGUACACACAGCC
Closterium sp. NIES-67 is the source of this 2019-nucleotide messenger RNA. NCBI's taxonomy places the organism in Eukaryota, Viridiplantae, Streptophyta, Zygnematophyceae, Desmidiales, Closteriaceae. The record is from the annotation of a GenBank genome assembly.